Molecule: messenger RNA, 1721 nt
Organism: Microcebus murinus (gray mouse lemur)
Lineage: Eukaryota; Metazoa; Chordata; Mammalia; Primates; Cheirogaleidae
Product: heterogeneous nuclear ribonucleoprotein F-like
Molecular function (GO): RNA binding
Source: RefSeq, a predicted model, not a curated record
GGUUUCCAUGGUGAGGUAAACAAACCUCAACUGCCUCAGCUGUCACACCCUCCUCUCGCUGCUGUGAGGGACAGCGGCGGAGGCAGGUGUGAGGGCAGCAGCCUGUAGACUCCGAUUCUGAGCCUCAAAAGACGCUGUGUUCGAGCUUGUGUGACAUCUGUCCCGCCGAAAGAGUGUCCAUGAUGCUAGGCCCCCCCGGCGGUCACGGUUUCAUCGUCAAGCUUCGUGGCCUGCCCUGGUCCUGCUUUGUGGAGGACGUGCAGAACUUCCUGUCAGACUGCAGGAUCCGUCAUGGGGCCGCAGGUGUUCAUUUCGUCUACACUAGAGAGGGCAGGCAGAGCGGUGAGGCCUUUGUGGAAUUUGAGUCGGAAGAGGAUGUCAAAAUGGCCCUGAAGAAAGACCGGGAGAGCAUGGGACACCGGUACAUCGAGGUGUUCAAGUCCCACAGAACGGAGAUGCACUGGGUGUUGCAGCACAGCGGUCCCGACGGCGCCAACGAUGGCGUCGUCCGCCUUCGAGGACUCCCGUUUGGGUGCACGAAGGAAGACAUCAUCCAGUUCUUCUCAGGGCUGGAAAUCGUGUCAGAUGGGGUCAUAUUGCCUGUGGACCCCAAGGGCAAGAUUACAGGCGAAGCUUUCGUACAGUUUGCCUCACAGGAGUUAGCUAAGAAAGCGCUGAGGAAGCACAGGGAGAGGAUAGGGCACAGGUAUAUCGAAGUGUUCAAGAGCAGUCAGGAGGAAGCCAGGUCUUACUCAGAUCCCCCUCUCAAGUGUCUGUUAGUGCAGAGGCCGGGGCCCUAUAACCGCCCUGACCCAGGUAGGAGAUCAGCUAGCGUCUUGAAGCAAGCUAGUCUGGAGAGGAUGCGGCCUGGCGCCUACAAUGCAGGCUGUGGUGGCCAAGAGGAGCACGGCGUCUUCAGCAAUAGCUACGGCUUCUCCACCCACCUGUUUGGGAGAGACACCGACCUGUUUGGGAGAGACCUCAGCUGCUGUCUGUCAGGCAGAUACCACCACAGAUACGGAGACAGCGAGUUCGCAGUGCAGAACACCACCGGGCACUGCGUCCACAUGAGAGGGCUGCCAUACAGAGCAACCGAGAAUGACAUUUACAACUUCUUCUAUCCAGUCAAGCCUGUGAGAGUGCAUAUUGAGAUUGGCCCAGAUGGAAGAGCGACCGGAGAAGCAGACGUGGAGUUUGCCACCCACGAAGAGGCUGUGGCGGCUAUGUCCAAAGACAGGGCCAUCAUGCCGCGUAGAUACGUAGAAUUCUCCUUGAAUUCGACAACCGGAGCCAGCAAUAGAGCGUAUAGCAGUCUGCUGAUGCCAGGCAUGGGGGUAUCGGCAGCCCGGGCCACUUACAGUGGUCUGGAGAGUCAGCCACUGAGCGGCUGCUACGGGGCUGGCUACAGCGGUCUGAACAACAUGGGCAGAUACCACUAGUUUUGUAGGAAUGUUCAAGUUUUUUCAAUCAGAUUUUCACAGGCAGCCAACAAGCAGUGAACAACAGUUACAAAUCUAGAGGAAGCUGUGGGACCCAUUUUGCACCAUGAGUUUGUCUAAUCUCCAAUAAAAAAUUCACCUCUUCAGUAUUUUGUCUUGUAAAGUUUUCUUCUAGCAUGCGAUAUUGAGUAAACUAAAACUAUUUUCAGCUCUUCUCAAUCAACAUUUUGGUAGUUAGUAUACUUCAGAGUGAUGUUAUCUGAGUUUAAGUAGUUUAAGUAU